Messenger RNA from Dipodomys ordii (Ord's kangaroo rat), 2865 nucleotides. RefSeq names its product semaphorin-4D-like. Gene Ontology annotation, molecular function: chemorepellent activity; semaphorin receptor binding. Gene Ontology annotation, biological process: positive regulation of cell migration; negative regulation of axon extension involved in axon guidance; negative chemotaxis. The transcript is spliced from 18 exons. The coding region runs from base 1 to 2865 and encodes 954 amino acids. NCBI's taxonomy places the organism in Eukaryota, Metazoa, Chordata, Mammalia, Rodentia, Heteromyidae. The record is from RefSeq and is a predicted model, not a curated record.
AUGAGGGACCAGAGAGAUGGUGUUAGAAGCAACAGUUUCUACACUUCACACUAUUCGUGGGAUCAUUAUCCCCAUAAAAGGGAUGCUGCAUUUUUCAGAGAGUCACCUGGAGGUCGAAAGGACUCUCCACACAGCAGAUCUGGCUCCAGUGUUGGCAGCAGAAGCUACUCUCCAGAACGGAGCAAACCUUAUUCAUUCCACCAGUCUCAGCACAGAAGAAGAGAGAGAUCUGCUCAGUCUUUGAAAACAUCAGGAGACACUUCAACUUGGAGCUCUUCAGCACUUCCUUCCUCAAAGAGGGUACCUGCUGUACCAUUAGUCACUGAGAAGCCUGAAGAACCUGAGUCAAACACAACGGAUUGGAUAGAAUUAUUUGAAGAUGCUCAGCUAGACAGUCGCUCUAAAGCAAUAGCAUCAAAAAUGAAGGAGAUUGAACGGAUUUACAGGCAAGACUGUGAAACUUUCGGGAUGGUGGUGAAAAUGCUGAUUGCAAAAGAACCCUCAUUAGAACAGACUAUACAGUUUGCUCUGAGGCAGAAUUUGCAAGACAUAGAUGUUCCUAAACCAUCAAAAGAGUUCUUGAAAGAAACAAAGGACAAUAAACAAUUCAACCCCUGGUACUGCAACUAUAAAGAAAGAAAGGUGAAAAAGAACAUAAUUCUCAUUGAUAUGGAAGAGUACCAAGAGUAUUCCCUUGUAAAGGAGCCCCUGCCCUACAACUUCUGCUCCACAGCAGAUGGACUUGGGCAAAAGAAGUGGCAGAGGAGAGAUGAGGAGACACUGAGAAGUAGUGGCAGCAUGUGGCCACAGAGUCUGAUGGGUAACCUUGCUUUUCCCUCUUCCAAUGGUGUGUCUGCAGGCUGUAAGAAAGCAGUGGUGGAUGUUGACACCCAGCAGGGCUUAAUAAGAAAAAUUGUAGGACAAAUGAUGGAGCUACAGCGAGAUAGUCACAGCUUUGGAGAAGAGUCGCCGGAGGUUGGGCUCCCAGCCUCAAAUGAAUGUGACACAGUCAUAAGCGAGGUAGAUCUGAUGGAGUUUCAUGAACCAGGCAUCUCCAACUACUCAGUUUUGCUGCUCAGUGAAGACCAGAACACACUGUACGUGGGGGCCCGGGAGGCCAUCUUUGCAGUGAAUGCACUCAACAUUUCUCAGAAGCAGAAUGAGGUAUACUGGAAGGUCUCACAAGGCAACCGAACAGAGUGCUUAAGAAAAGACCCAUCAAAAGAAGCAGAAUGCUUCAACUUUAUCCGGGUGCUGCAGCCCCUCAAUGCUAACUUGCUCUAUGUGUGUGGCACCAAUGCAUACCAGCCCAUUUGUGACCACCUGAACUUAGCAUUCUUUAAGUUUCUGGGAAUAAAUGAAAAUGGCAGAGGAAAGAGUCCUUACAGCCCUACAUAUAGCUCUACAUCUGUCAUGCUUGAUGGACAGAUUUAUGCGGGGACAUCAACUGAUUAUUUUGGAAAACUGCAGGUUAUCUCUCGAUAUUCUCACGUACAUCCUGUGCGGACAGAAUAUGACACCAAUUUGCUAUACGAACCUAACUUCGUCUUUGCUGAUGUGAUUCGAAAAAGCCCGGAUGGGCCCGAGACUGACAAUGACAAGGUCUACUUCUUCUUUACCGAAGUGUCUGUGGAGUAUGACUUCUUUCACAAGUUAACGAUCCCCCGAGUUGCAAGAGUGUGCAAGGGUGACGUGGGUGGCCAGAGAAACUUGCAGAAGAGAUGGACCUCCUUCCUGAAGGCCAAGCUGAUCUGUUCCCAGCCAGACCUAGGCCUGAUCUUCAACACAGUGCAAGAUGUUUUCGUGCUGCGAACCCCAGAUCUCAAGGAGCCAAUAUUCUAUGCCCUCUUCACCCUGCAGAUGGACAAGUUGGGGCUAGUGCAAUUGUCAGCCGUCUGUGCCUACACACAGUCCAAAAUAGAGGAAGUCUUCUCCCAAGGGAACUACAUGGGGCUUGAGGCCACAUGGAUACCCUACAAUGGCCCAAUACCCACCCCACGGCCAGGCGCGUGUACUAACAGUGAAGCACGUGGGAGCAACUACACCAGCUCUACGAAUUUACCAGAUGAGACAGUACAGUUUGUCAGAGAUCACCCUUUGAUGGACGACUCAAUAACUCCAAUAAAUGACAGGACUGAGUUUAUCAAAAAAGGUGUGACCUACACCCAGAUUGUGGUGGACAGGACCCAGGCUUUGGAUGGGAAAUUCUAUGAUGUCAUGUUUGUCAGCACAGAUCAGGGCACCCUGCACAAAAUUAUCAGACUUGAGAACGUUGUGUACAUGAUUGAGGAGACCCAGAUUUUCCGGAAAUCCGAACCUGUCCAAACCCUGGUGCUGUCUUCAAAGAAGAGCAGCAAGUUUAUCUAUGCUGGCUCCAAUGCAGGAGUGGUCCAGGUCCCCCUGGCCUUCUGCAGGAAGCACAGCAGCUGCAAGGACUGCGUGCUGACACGGGACCCCUACUGUGCCUGGAACCCAACUGAGGGCACCUGUGAGGUUCUGCAUGAAACCCAAGGCCCAAACAGGGGCUGGAUUCAGGAUUUGAAUGGCAAUGUGUCCUCGUGUCCAGGUGACAGGGUAUUACGUUCCCAGUGGCAUAUUUCCUUCACUGGUAGCACAGCAUAUCUCAGAUGCUCCCUAAAGUCCAACAUGGCCCGGGCGAUAUGGCAGUUCCAGAAUCAUGUGAUAGAAACUAAUGAGGAUAAGUACAUUCUUAUAGAGAAGAAAAACCUGCUCAUCACCAACCUCUCCAUGAAAGACAGAGGGAGGUACCAGUGCCUGUCUGAAGAAUGGGUCAACAAUAAGGCUGUUACUCAGGCAGUCAAAAGACACAUACUGGAGGUGAAGCUGUCUUCAAUACCUUGCUAG